Molecule: messenger RNA, 849 nt
Organism: Lathyrus oleraceus (garden pea)
Lineage: Eukaryota; Viridiplantae; Streptophyta; Magnoliopsida; Fabales; Fabaceae
Exons: 1
Coding region: 1-849 (282 amino acids)
Source: RefSeq, a predicted model, not a curated record
AUGUUGGAAGAAUUUGAGCAUCUUGUUAGGAUUCCCAUGAAGAAUAAGCCGUUGUUUGUGGGGGUGGACGAAUCCUUGCAACCUGAAGUUAUUGCUAAAGCUCUUCACAUGGAUAAGAAAGAGGUUAAGGCCAACCUAGAGGUCAAAGUAAAUACCAAAGGAUUCUUACUAAAAUUACUUUUAGAAAGAGAUUAUACCUUUCUAAAAGCAAAAAGUUGGGAGGCAUGUUACGUUGCUAUCGCUUUGGCUAUCUAUUGGAUCAUCUUAUUCCCAAAUAUGGAUGGUUUUGUAGACAUGGUCGAUAUUAGCGUCUUCCUUACAGAAAACCUUGUGCCUACCUUGUUAGAAGAUGUUUAUUACUAUAUGAGUCAUAUAUAUACCAAGAAAAAAGGAAUGAUUGCUUGUUGUGCUCCUCUCUUAUACCAGUGGUUCUUGGAGCAUCUUCUAAAGACUGGGGUUUUUGUGGAACAAACAGAUGUUAGUUGGCCUCAGAGGUUGGGUUCGCUCCGAUCCAAUGACCUUUCUUGGUAUUCCAGGGAAUAUAUUGGUAUGGAGAUCAUAUUCAGCUAUGGGGACUUUCCCAACUUACCACUCACUGGAACUCAAGGGUGUAUCAAUUCUAACCCAGUUUUAUCAAUAAGACAACUUGGGUACCCAAUGGAGGGUCCUCCAGAUGCAAGCUCUUUGGAAGCCUUUUUAUUGAUUGACUUAGGGAUUGAGAAUCCUAGCCUCUUCCAAAGGAUCAAAGAAGCUUGGAAAAAGUUCAAUCGAAAAGGAAAAGCUGAUUUGGGAAGGGUUAAUGGGAUCACCAAAGAACCAUACUUUCAUUGGGUAAGGGAAAGAGUGUAG